UAGAAAUGUUUCAGUCUACUUUACAGGCAGACUGAGCAAGCAGGACAUGGGACUGAGACUGAAGCUGGGAAACCUCCGGUCCGGCCUGAACGCCGCCCUGCUGUUCGGCCUGAUGCUAGCCUGUCUACACCUCUACACGCUGCGAGAGCGCAUGCACCGACUAGAGAGGAAGAUGACGCUGGUCAGAGGCGGAAGUGACGUCAUCAGAGACAAACCUGACGUCAUCAGAGACAAACGUGACGUCAUCAGAGACAAACGUGACGUCAUCGGACAUGGACGUGACGUCAUCAGAGGCAGGCGUGACGUCAUCAGAGACGGAAGUGACGUCAUCAGAGGCAGGCAUGACGUUGUCAUAGACGGAAGUGACGUCAUCAGAGACGGACGUGACGUCGUGCGGAGAAGCCUCGCCGCGAAAAAGGAGCAGGAAUCCGUUCAAGACCUGAGCGAUCAAGUCGAACGUUCGAAUGAAGAGCACUCCGUCGACUCGAGCUUGAGAAAAGCACAGAAUCUUGAAGAAAAGGAUUCCGUCGACUUGAGUAAACCACAGGAUCUUCAAGAAGAGCGUUCUGUCGACUUGAAUAAACCACAAGAUCUUGACAGCAACAUUUCCUCGGCGAAAAUCGACUCGGAGGCAAAGAACACCACUCUCGCACCAAAGCCGGCAUCAACCAGCGCUGCCACAGCUGCCGUGACUCUCAGCCCGCCUCUCCACGCGACAUCCGCACCUCCGGACCCGGUCAUCAACCCGCACAACUUCAACUUCAUCCUGAACAACCCGGACAAGUGCGGAGACGGAGACGUCCUGCUGCUCAUCCUGGUCACAACCACAGUCCGGGGGCAGGUCGAGCGGGAGACCAUCAGGAGAACCUGGGGGAACGAGUCCAACAUCCCCGGCGUCGUCUUCAAAACGGUCUUCGCCGUCGGACUCACGGAUGACCAGGAAGCUCAAGCCGCCCUGGUGGAGGAAAACAACAAGUUCAAGGACAUCAUACAGGAAGAUUUCGUCGACUCCUACCACAACUUGACUCUGAAAACGGUGAUGUGCUGGAAGUGGGCGUUCCAGUACUGCCCUAAAGCUCGCUUCAUCAUGAAAGCCGAUGACGACACCUUCGUCAACAUCUUCAGCGUCACGCGGCACCUGAUUGGUCUACUGAAAUCCCGCGUCACGCGUUACGUCACGGGGUGGGUGUACGUGGACACCAAACCCAUCCGCGAUCCCAUGAGUCAGUGGAACAAGUGGUACGUCAAGUACGAGGACUACCCACGGGACUCCUAUCCCAACUACCCCUGCGGGUUCGCCUACGUCAUCAGCAAUGACGUCACCAAGACUCUAUACGAGACUGCUGAGACGAUCAAGUAUCUGUUUUUAGAAGACGCCUUCCUGGGUCUGUGUAUGGAGAAACUUGGGAUCGAGCCGGUACACCAGGGAGGGUUUAUACCGUGGUACACGCACAUAGACUCGUGCCAGUUCGACUGGCUGAUGGCGAGUCACUGGGUGAAACGUUAUGAGUACAUGUGGUACCUGUGGAACACUCUCACUAGCUGCUGAAAGGUGUCAGAUCGUCUGUGAACUAGUGUUUGUAACUAAGGCCACGUUUCCAACAGACAGGAAAC
This is a messenger RNA of Branchiostoma belcheri (Belcher's lancelet), 1614 nucleotides long. Its product is annotated as beta-1,3-galactosyltransferase 1-like. The record is from RefSeq and is a predicted model, not a curated record. Gene Ontology annotation, cellular component: membrane. Gene Ontology annotation, molecular function: hexosyltransferase activity. The coding region runs from base 47 to 1549 and encodes 500 amino acids. The transcript is spliced from 2 exons. Lineage: Eukaryota; Metazoa; Chordata; Leptocardii; Amphioxiformes; Branchiostomatidae.